Messenger RNA from Lathyrus sativus (Indian pea), 201 nucleotides. Lineage: Eukaryota; Viridiplantae; Streptophyta; Magnoliopsida; Fabales; Fabaceae. The record is from the annotation of a GenBank genome assembly.
AUGGAAUCCGUUUCUAUGGCCAUCACCCCAAGGAGCAUGAAGUAUGCAUACAGUAAAGAUGAAUGGUUUUGUUAUACAUCUAAAGCUUGCAUUGAAGUAGAAUAUCACAAUGGGAAUGGAGAUUCCGAUUCCGAACUAAAUGCAUACAAAGAAGGUGAUGACGACGAUGAUGGUGGUUAUGACUAUGCUCCAGCUGCAUAA